Rhineura floridana is the source of this 2572-nucleotide messenger RNA. RefSeq names its product dynein light chain LC8-type 1 (gene DYNLL1). NCBI's taxonomy places the organism in Eukaryota, Metazoa, Chordata, Lepidosauria, Squamata, Rhineuridae. The record is from RefSeq and is a predicted model, not a curated record. Gene Ontology annotation, cellular component: cytoplasmic dynein complex. The coding region runs from base 293 to 562 and encodes 89 amino acids. The transcript is spliced from 3 exons. Gene Ontology annotation, biological process: microtubule-based process; cilium assembly. Gene Ontology annotation, molecular function: dynein intermediate chain binding; dynein light intermediate chain binding.
GGGCGGCCAGGCGGCACUCGAGGCUUGUCGCGCGGGCGAAGAAGCAGCAGCGCCGGGGCGGCUGUGGCGUGCGCGUGCGUGUUGGGUGUCUCCUCAGUUCGUUACGCGGCGACCGAGGAGGAGGAGGAGGAGGAAAAGGCGGCGGAGAAGCAGCAGCGGUAGGAGGGAGGCCUCCGGAGGACCGCCGCGGUGACACCUUGGUCGUCCGCUCCACCAACGUCCCUGCCCGCCGUCCUCGGAAGAAGAAGGAGCAGAAGUAGCAGGAGUCGCCGCCCAGAAGCACACGGUAACCAUGAGUGAUCGAAAGGCUGUGAUCAAGAAUGCGGAUAUGUCUGAGGAAAUGCAGCAGGACUCUGUGGAGUGUGCUACACAGGCCUUGGAAAAAUACAACAUUGAGAAGGAUAUUGCUGCCCACAUAAAGAAGGAGUUUGACAAGAAAUACAAUCCUACUUGGCACUGCAUUGUGGGAAGAAAUUUUGGCAGCUAUGUGACCCAUGAGACCAAACACUUCAUCUACUUCUACUUGGGUCAAGUUGCAAUUCUGCUCUUCAAAUCCGGUUAGAACAUGGGAGUGUUCCACCCAAAACAUGCAUUUGGUAACAGGACUGCACGCUAAUUCUAAAUAGACUGAAGUCUUCAGCCUUCCCCAGGAAACAUACUAUGAUCUUCAAGCCUUUUGUUGUUUUAAUGGACAGGUACUUCUCUGUACCAUUUUGUGUUUUUGUUGUGGCCAUAAAAUAGCAAAAAAAAAAAGUAAUCUUGUAUGUACUUUUUCUUUCUAAAAAAACAAACCCCAGUUCCUUUUCUAAUAAAACUGUUGGGCAUACAUUCAAUCUUUAAGAGCUUAUUCUAAUACUUCUAUAAUUAGCCCAGUUCAUCUAUUCAGAUUUUGCGUUGUAGACUUAAAGUAGCAAAGUAUUUUACUAAAUUAAGGGUGGGUAACAUGUGGCCCUCUGAAUGUUGCAGGAUUAUAGCCCCCAUCUCUGACCAUCGGCUAUGCUGGUUGGGGCUGAUUUGAAUUGGAGUCCAAAAACAUUGGGGAGCCUCAGGUUAGCUGCCCUUCUAUUAAAUGAACUAGAUUUUCUUUGCCAAAGUUGCCCUAAUAAUGGAGCCAAUAGAACAUUACUCCAUGUGCUUGCUAUAAUCAUAGGUUGCAUCUGAUUCUAAGCACGUUUUCUUGAAAUAAAACUUAAGUGACUCUAGUCAGUGGGUCUUUCAAGCAAGCAUGAACAGGAGUGCAUGAAAAGUUUGCAUAAAUCAGAAGGAAUCCCAAUGUAUUCAUGGUCUUUCUAUUACAGUCUAGUGUGCAUCUAAUGUCUACACAGAUGUAUCUAAGAAUGCUCUUAACUCUCCGGUGUACAAGUUCUCGAUGUUUAGUGCUAUAUAGAAGAGAUGCAGUUAAUGAAUUUAAAUGUAUGUUCUUGUAACAAAUAUGUACCAUUCUUCAGAUCACUUCUGAAAAUACUCAGUGAUGCCCAAUUACUUAAAUUCUAGUCUAAUGUAAUCAAAAUACAUUUAUAACACUUGUUGUCUGUACUGUACAACUGUUUCAAGGUUAAGGACAGAACAGGCCACAUCUUGCACUGAUAGGUCAGCAUUGUUGUACUCAAAAUAGUGCUUGUAGAUGUAAGGAACCAUUGUUUAUAGUGCUGUGACAGAAUGGCUAUGUUAUAAGGUGUCAUCUAGCUAAGCAGGACGUGUAGUUCCUGUUUUUCCAAUUGACAAUUCCAAUACAGAUGCAGACUAGGAAAAAUCUCUACUUGUUGGAAGAGGAAGGUCUUAAGUAGUUGCCAGAAAGCCAGAGACAGCUCCUGUCUUAAUACUUGAUGGGAGGGAAUUCCAAGGAGAUGGUGCCACUGCAGUGAUCAAUUUGGUAUAUAAGGGGUGAGAUGAUCUUUCAGGUACCCUGGUCCUAAGCUCUAUUAGGACUAUAGGAGGAGGCCUAACUUGCAGUGAGGGACAGGCAGCAUACACAUCUAAUGCUUUGCAGUACCUGCAGCUAAAAAGAUUUUGCUCCAUCAAGUAAAGAAACAAAGGUGGGAAAGAUGAUGCAACCACCCACCUCACACAGGAGAAGCAGUAGCCUGAAGAUGUAGGUUUGCUACCUAUCGAGGAUCUUAAGUUCACCCUAAGCAAGCUAGGCCAGCUCUACCAGUUACCCUUCAUAGCUAAAUGGAACCUGUAUGCUAUCUUUGAAUAACAGGUGACAAGCAGGCACAAAACGGGAGUGUGUGUGUGCUUAGCAGGCCAACUGCUGAGGGAAAAGGAUGCUGAAUCUUUGAGUGCAUGAACCAGCAAGGGAACAGGCAGCUUUCUCAUUUGUACUUCAGCAUAUGUGACCAGGCCUGCCCCCCACCUCCACCCGAAGCAUCAUAACAUAAGAACGACCAUUUUAACAUGGUUCAAUCUGCUUUUAAGCCUCUUUAUAAUUCAAUGAAACCAAGACAACAUUUGAAAAUCUAUACGCUAUUUUUUAAUAAAUACAAGAAAUCUCACCAGCUGCCACCUGCUGAUGACAAGAUUGGGUCCAAGUCACUUAAGCACCAAUAAAUAGGCCUUUAAUUUUUUAAAA